Molecule: messenger RNA, 1121 nt
Organism: Suillus bovinus
Lineage: Eukaryota; Fungi; Basidiomycota; Agaricomycetes; Boletales; Suillaceae
Exons: 1
Coding region: 141-1031 (296 amino acids)
Source: RefSeq, a predicted model, not a curated record
AUAACUGCGAGGACUGGACACUCACAUUGGAUAUCCCCAUCCCAGAAGACGUGGUCCGCCCGACUCUCACGUCUUUCUCAUAUACGGUCAAAUAUAGCACAGCGAAUGAUCACUUAGCUUCUGUCGUUCGAUCCAAUAUUAUGCUCGCAACAGCGGAAUCAGAGAAGCCGGACGAUGAAGAGACUAGCGAGGGUGCUGAUGCUGUGUGCCUUUCGUCCGUGCUAGGCAUCAAAGCUAAUCAGUUGGAUAACCAAUGGAACCACUUCGUAGAUCACCAUCACAUCCCUUUUAAUGUCCGCGUCGUCCCCGGCAGUCGUCUGUACUUGCAGAUUCACGUCUUGGAGUAUCCCACAGAAGCGAUACUGCGCUCUCUUUCGAUGGAUGUCUUUGCUACUUGGCUGGUUGACCAAGAAGAAAUGCGUCUGCUUCAGAAACGUCAAGCCAAGAUGCGAGCAGAUGAAGCGAAAGCAAAGGCAGCUGAGGAGGAACAAGCCAGGCUGGCGGCGGAGGCACAGAAGGCAGCCGAGGCGGAACAAGCUAGGCAGGCGGCAGAGGCGCAAAGGGCAGCUGAGGAGGAAAAAGCCAGGCAAGCAGCAGAGGCGCAGAAGGCGGCUGAUGAGGAACUAGCCAGGCAAGCAGCAGAAGCGCAGAAGGCGGCUGAUGAGGAACUAGCCAGGCAAGCAGCAGAAGCGCAGAAGGCGGCUGAUGAAGAACUAGCCAGGAAAGCAGCAGAGGCGCAAAAGGCGGCUGAUGACGAACAAGCCAGGCUAGCAGCAGAGGCGCAGAAUGCGGCUGAUGAACCGGAUGCAAAUGUGGGCAAACCCGCGGAUGAAGAGAUGCAGGAAAAGAUUCGAAAAGCGCUCGAGCGUCUUCCAGCGGAUCGCAAAUGUCCUGCAGGAUAUGCCUGGGUCCAAAAUUCGACCGGUUUCACGUGCGGGGGUGCACAUAGCAUUACUUGGGAGGAAUUGGAUGCACUGGCUGACUCGGGUGGCUUGGAUGGCUCGGAUGACGAUGGUACAGAAGAACUUUGAGUGACAGAUGCAAAGGCGGGAAAGAAUGCAGAAGACAUAGGAGCUUAGAAACUUUCAUGGUGUCCACCUAGCCCUCCCUCCCCCCUCUGA